AGCUGACUUGGCGGCCUGUGCACCCGCGCUGGUCGGCGAUGUGAAACUGGACUUCACCGCCGAAUCCCACAAGCGCAUGCAGAGGAUGAUCAUGGACGCCGUGGCCCUCUGGGCGUGCGAGACCACCCCCAACGGCGUCCUGGAACCCUUCCAGGCGCAGUUACGGCAAGCAGGAGGCGCUGGAGCAGGCAGCUUCUUGUGCGCGCCCGAGUCCGGCAACCCGGCCAUCUCGGACGAAGCCUGGCGCGUGGCCUUGCGCAGACGCCUGCUGCGCACGGUAGAGAAGAUAGCCUUUCCGGCACAUGGUGAGACGCAUUGCCACCGCUCCGGAACGCGGGGCUCUUGCGGGGCGCAGCUGGAUGGCCUCGACGGACUCGUGCACGCAGAGGCGUGCCAGAUCGGCGGGGAGGCCAGCAUCGGCCCUCGCGCGCUCCGGGAGCAGCGGCUAGAGAGUUUGCGGGCGCCAGCCAUGGUGGGCGCGACGGCGGACGGCGAGGCUAGGGGCGCGUUGGACGUCAUCUUCAACUACGAACUACGACGGCAG
Messenger RNA from Prorocentrum cordatum, 544 nucleotides. Lineage: Eukaryota; Dinophyceae; Prorocentrales; Prorocentraceae. The record is from the annotation of a GenBank genome assembly.